Messenger RNA from Impatiens glandulifera, 1507 nucleotides. Its product is annotated as beta-glucuronosyltransferase GlcAT14A-like. The transcript has 4 exons. The coding region runs from base 1 to 1266 and encodes 421 amino acids. Gene Ontology annotation, molecular function: glucuronosyltransferase activity. Gene Ontology annotation, cellular component: membrane. The record is from RefSeq and is a predicted model, not a curated record. Lineage: Eukaryota; Viridiplantae; Streptophyta; Magnoliopsida; Ericales; Balsaminaceae.
AUGGGAUAUGCAAGUACAGAGAAGAAAUGGUUUUUCCAUAUUCUUAUGAGCUUCGUUGUAUUUGCUUUCCUAAUCGCUACAUCAUUCAAUACCAGUCGUGUUUAUUCCCUUCGCUCCAUCGAUUCAUUACUCCCACUUUUCCAAUCCCAUUUUUCGGUUAACAAAACAUUGCCACUUUUUGUUGAAACCAAGAUAUUACCCACACCUCCUCCUCCUGGAAUGCCUUCCGUUCCUCGAUUUGCUUAUCUGAUUUCUGGUUCCAGAGGUGAUUUAGAAAAGCUAUGGAGAACUCUUCGAACGCUUUAUCAUCCUUUAAACCAUUAUGUUGUUCAUCUUGAUCUUGAAUCACCGGCUGAGGAGAGGCUGUCUUUUACUUCUAGACUCGAAAGAGAUCCCAUUUUUGCAGAGGUUGGAAAUGUUUAUAUGAUCACCAAAGCUAAUAUGGUUACUUACAGAGGUCCAACCAUGGUAGCCAAUACUCUUCACGCGUGUGCUAUUCUUCUUAAGCAUAGUAAAGAUUGGGAUUGGUUUAUCAACCUUAGUGCAUCAGAUUAUCCUCUUGUCACACAAGAUGAUCUUCUAUACACGUUUUCUAAGUUGGACCGCAGCCUGAAUUUCAUCGAGCACACGAGCCAUCUUGGUUGGAAAGAGGGUCAAAGAGCAAUGCCUUUAAUCAUAGAUCCUGGGCUCUAUCAGUCAACAAAGAAGGAUUUACUUUGGGCUAAUCCCAGAAGAAGUUUGCCAACAGCCUUUAAAUUGUUUACAGGUUCGGCAUGGAUGAUUCUUUCGCGCUCAUUUGUAGAAUAUGUGAUAUGGGGCUGGGACAACCUUCCCAGAACCUUGCUUAUGUACUACACGAAUUUUGUCUCAUCUCCUGAAGGCUACUUUCAGACAGUCGUUUGCAAUGCACCGGAGUUUGCACACACGGUUGUAAACAGCGACAUGCACUACAUUGCUUGGGAUAAUCCUCCAAAGCAACACCCGCACACGCUUACUCUCAACGACACGAACAAAAUGGUGGCGAGUAAUGCAGCAUUCGCUCGUAAAUUCAAACAAGGUGACCCUUUACUUGACCUGAUUGAUAAAGAGUUACUAGGGCGGAAGAAUGGGAGCUUUACACCCGGGGGCUGGUGCACUGGAAAACCCAUGUGCUCCAGCGUAGGGGAUCCUACUAAGCUUAGGCCCGGCCCUGGUGUUAAGAAGCUUCAACAACUUAUUGCUAAGCUUUCCCUUCUAUCGAAAUCUAAACCAAACCAGUGUAAAUAAAUCAAUUUGAUUCUUGUCCAUUAUUUGAUUGUACCUAAAGGAUUAGGGAGAAAGAGAAAGACAAGAAGAGUAGAAUUAUAGUCCUGUCCCACAUAGAUAUAAGCAAAGAAUUUUGUACUCUGGUUCUUUCCUCAAUUAUAGUGCAAUUCUACUAAAGUAUGAAGAGGAAGCUUGUACAAUAAUUAAGUAAAAGAUGGUUUAAAUUAUAUCCAUAACAACAAUGAACCAACUGCUUUUGACA